Molecule: messenger RNA, 1968 nt
Organism: Varanus komodoensis (Komodo dragon)
Lineage: Eukaryota; Metazoa; Chordata; Lepidosauria; Squamata; Varanidae
Product: vomeronasal type-2 receptor 26-like
Exons: 7
Coding region: 1-1968 (655 amino acids)
Biological process (GO): G protein-coupled receptor signaling pathway
Cellular component (GO): membrane
Molecular function (GO): G protein-coupled receptor activity
Source: RefSeq, a predicted model, not a curated record
AUGAUGCUUCCUUCCAAGUAUCCGUUCACAAACUAUUGGAAUAUCUUAUCCUUCCUCUUUGCUGUUCGAGAGGUCAAUCAGAGCCCUGGGCUCCUCCCCAACCUCUCCCUGGGCUACAGUGUUCAUGACAACUUUUAUGAGGCAAGGUUGACUUCGGACGCCCUUGUGGACCUGCUUUCUCCGGGGCAGGCAUAUGUGCCCAACUACAGCUGUGGGAGGAAGACUUUCCCUCUGGCUGUUCUCGAGGGAGCUGACUCAGACUUCUCCAGGCAGAUUGCAGCCAUGCUGGCCAUCUACAAAACACCACAGGUCAGCCAUUCAUUUGUUUCUCAUGCCUUGAAUGAUAAGACUCAGUUCCCCUUCUCCUACCCGAUGGUCCCCAAAGAACCAACCCAGUACCAGGGGAUCACCCGGCUGCUCCUGCAUUUCCGGUGGACACUGUUAGCUGAGGAAGCAUUUCAGUGCUCUUCAAAGCAGGCCUUAACUGUGAAAGGCCGGACAAGAUGCAGGGAGAGGGAGGAUUGGGGUGCACUUUCACAUAAAGAGGUGGAGAGAAUCCUGUCUCUGGACAUCCACGUCAUUCGCAAAGGUGUCCUGGCCAUGGCCCGGGCCCUGGAUGCUGCUGCUUCAUCCCAAUCUGGGAGGAGGGACAAGGAACAUGGAGACAGGCUACGCAUUUGGAGGCUGCAGCCCUGGCAGCUUCACCCUUUCCUGAGGGACCCCCGGUUUUAUAAUUCUUCCCUCAUUGACGGCAUGCACUGGGGCAAGAACGGGGAGCUGGUCGCGGACUUGGACAUUGUGCACUGGGUGGUGUUUCGCAAUAUCACUGUGCUUAGACGGAAAAUUGGGAGCUUGGAAAGACGGGGAGCAGGAGACCUCACAGUCACCAUCGACGAGGAUGCUGCUGAGUGGCCCAAACGGAUCAAAAAGCCUCUGCCCCACUCCAGGUGUGUGGAGAGCUGCCGCCCAGGAUCCGUCAAGGUGGUUCAGGAAGGAGAGCCCCCCUGCUGCUAUGCCUGUGCCCCCUGCCCAGAAAGGUCUUUCUCUGCCGUGGAAGAUGCUGAGCGGUGCAGCAGGUGCCCAGAAGAUCAGCACCCAAACAAGGACCAAGAUGGAUGCAUCCCCAAGGACAUCACAUUCCUAACCUACAAUGAACUUCUGGGGAUCACCCUGGCUUGCUUUGCCCUAUUCUUAUCCCUCACCACAGGACUCGUGCUGGGACUCUUCAUUAAAUUCCUCAAAACCCCAAUCGUCAAGGCCAACAACCGGGACCUCUCCUACAUCCUCCUCAUCUCCCUCCUGCUCUCCUUCUUGUCCUCCUUCCUCUUCAUCGGCCAGCCAAAGGAAGUGAUCUGCCUCCUCCGACAAAUGGCCUUCAGCAUUAUCUUCUCAGUGGCCAUCUCUUCUCUCUUGGCCAAAACAAUCACUGUGGUGCUGGCCUUCCUGGCCACCAAGCCAGGCAACAGGGUGAGAGGAUGGCUGGGGAAGAGCUUGGCCAGCUCCAUUGUAAUCUCCUGUUCCAGUGUCCAGGUUCUCCUCUGCACCAUCUGGCUGGCCACCUCGCCACCCUUCCCUGACUCAGACAUGCACUCCCAGGAUGACCAGAUUAUCCUGCAGUGCAAUGAAGGCUCUGUGGCCAUGUUCUACGCUGCCCUCGGCUAUAUGGGCUUCUUGGCUGCCGUCUGCUUCACGGUGGCCUUCCUGGCCAGGAAGCUGCCUGGGGCCUUCAACGAGGCCAAGCUGAUCACCUUCAGCAUGCUGGUCUUCUGCAGCGUGUGGGUCUCCUUCGUGCCCACCUACCUCAGCACCAAGGGCAAGUACAUGGUGGCCGUGCAGGUCUUCUCCAUCUUGGCUUCCGGUGCUGGGCUGCUGGGCUGCAUCUUCCUCCCCAAAUGCUACAUUAUCCUCCUGCGGCCUGAACUGAAUAUGAAGGAACAUCUGACAGCAAAAGCAAAGCAGGACAUGUGA